AUAAAAAUCAUUACCAAUAUUUGUUUUAAGGUUUUUGAUCCAUGUAAAACACGUGUCGAUAAACUUUUGGGCAUAUCACGACUUUAUUUUUUUGGUUCUCUUUCGAUUGUUAUACCAAGUACGGGUACCGUAUCAAUAAUGUAAUGAAUCGAACAAUACUGACUGAAUUCCCGCCACAACACACGCAAUAUAUUCUACUAGUUAGUCGUUUAAAUAUCGUUUUGUGUACGUAAGAAGUAUAAUAAUUGUCCAACCGGUGCCAAUUAUUUGGUUACUGACCAACUUGCUAUAAAAUUAAGAUUAAGAUUAAGAUUUUACAUAAUACAUGAUCUGCGGCCACCCAAUCCAUCACAGUAACCCACGUACAUGCACAUGCCAAUUCCCAUUGACAUCAACAAACAGAUCUCACCUUUUCAUUACACCUUGUUUGCACGUGACUCACUACUUCAAUCUUCUUAUUCUUCUUUAUCACCAUCACUUGUUUCUUCAUCCCUAUAUGUUGGUUGCAUUGUGUAUAUAUGUAAUAUUAAUAUCAUUCAAUGUUACACAUUGAAUGCUAACAAUUUCCAAGCUAAAUGGGGUGUGCAGCUUCCAUGUACAGAGUUGGAGGCAAUAAGAAGCCCAUGAACAUCCCUCUAGUCACUAUUUUUACACCUUCACUUCGUAUCCCGAUCGACUCCAGUUUUCAAAAACCGCUUAAAGGGCUUGUCCCUAACGGUCUCAUUGAUCGUCUCACCUAUUCUCGAAACCAAGUUGCUCUUCUCACCAAUCAAACUGGUGUUCCUGAAUUACUACGUGUAUUGGAGGAUUACUUGUCGUUAUUAGUUGGCCUCACUGAUCAAGAACUUGGGUUUCGAGAGCUGGUUGAAUUCAAAUGGAGAAGUUUAGAUGAUGGGCGACAAGAAAUAUGUGUUGCGGAUUCAUGGUUCGAACUACUAUCUGUUGUUCAUAUGAUGGCUAUGCUGACAUUAAUACAGGCAAAUUCAAAAUUGAUUCCUGAUCAAACUGAUACUAGUGAAACAGUUGAAUCAACAGAUAAAAUCCGGUGUGCUGUUGACUUAUUGGUGAAGGCAGCUGGGUACCUGCACUUCUGUCUUCGCGAAAUUCUUGUCAAACUUCCACAAGAUAUAAAGAUGGAGCUGCCUCUAGAUUUGCAGGAGAAUGUAAUCGAGGCUGCUUAUAUUCAAGCACUAGGGCAGGGAACAGAAAUGCAGCUUGCUUCGGCUGUUGAAAGUAAAAACGCCACUUUAUCUGUUAAAAGAAGACUAGCGUGCGAGCAAUUAAGUUAUUUCAGCCAGGCUCACUGCUGCUUGUCAACAUGUGACAACCUUAAUGGAUGCGGAAAGAAACAUCUGUCAUUUCUUAAAUGGAAAUACCUCGAAGCAAAGGCUGCAGCAUAUUACUACCAUGGUCUGAUCACAGACAAAGGUACUGAACCAUCUUGCCACAUCAGUGCGGUGUGUUGUUUUCUUGCGGCUGAAGAAAUUUUAACCGAGAGCAAGAAGGCCUGUUUAAACUUUUGCUUAACAGUUCCUAUAACAAGGGCUCCGGUUGCAUGGGGUGCUAUGAAACAUUUGAAUAAGAAAAUUCCUGAAAUUGCAGCUAGAAAGUCCCAGAUGUAUGCAUACCUUUUAGAGGAAGAAAAGAGUCUGGAAGUGUUGCCGGAACUCCCAGAGUUCGAGUUGUCAUUAAAGGCAGAGGAGUAUGAAAUGGCGGAUAAAGAUGGAGCAUGGGAUAGCGAAAACUGGAAGAUACCUAACCAGACACUUAAAAUGCACUUAACUGAUGAUGAAGAAGAUGAUUAGUGAAGCUAUGUGCAAUUUGAAAUGGUAGUAGUUGAUUGGUUUUCCUUCCACAAAGAAUAUGUGUUGUAUAGAAAGAGAAUGUUGUAAUGUUCAUGUGAGUUUUAUUGUAACAGACUUGAAACUAAAUUAUGAAAUAUAUAUUAAUCACAAGUCAUUAGUAA
Helianthus annuus (common sunflower) is the source of this 1966-nucleotide messenger RNA. RefSeq lists its product as uncharacterized. Lineage: Eukaryota; Viridiplantae; Streptophyta; Magnoliopsida; Asterales; Asteraceae. The transcript is spliced from 11 exons. The record is from RefSeq and is a predicted model, not a curated record. The coding region runs from base 576 to 1805 and encodes 409 amino acids.